This is a messenger RNA of Saprolegnia parasitica CBS 223.65, 8751 nucleotides long. RefSeq lists its product as hypothetical. The coding region runs from base 1 to 8751 and encodes 2916 amino acids. The record is from RefSeq and is a predicted model, not a curated record. NCBI's taxonomy places the organism in Eukaryota, Oomycota, Saprolegniomycetes, Saprolegniales, Saprolegniaceae. The transcript has 14 exons.
AUGCGGUGGCUUCUGGUCGCUCUCUGGGCCGUGACGGGCGUAAGUCAGCAAUGCACGCCAUCGGCGCAACUGACUAAAGCCCCAGGUGCCCUCCGCGACCGGUCGCCGCAGGUCGGCAGCUACAACCCUGGCGUCGACUGCCACUGGCAGAUCACGACUGCCAAGCCCAACACAAUCAUCGCGCUCACGUUCACACUCCUAAACCUCGAAGCGGAUUACGGCGGCAACAAUGACGUCGUGCUUGUCAACCUCGGCCGCAACGCGCCGCGACCCCUCGGCUGGUCGCUCUACACCCGCCCGUUGGAUCUCUCGGGGGGCGAUGCCGUCGGGACCUUUGAGUAUGCAACGAGUCCGCUCUCCAAGGACACGUGCGUCGCGAACCAACAGGGCUCGUUUGACCCGACGCGGUGCGACCUCACGUACGGUUCGCUGCUCACCGACUCGUCACGCAGUGCGUCAUGGUAUUAUUUUACCGGCAGCUACGACGACACCGUCGGCGGUGCCGUCUCGACCAUGCAGUCGACGGCACGGGACAUCUACGUCAUCUACCGGUCCUUCAUUAAGCCGGACGGCGUCGUCCCCGACGACUCGGCCGUCUACGGCAUGGCCGCCACCUACGAGUUCGCGAGUACGUUUUGCAGCGGUCCUAGCGUCCUCUCGCCGCAGCUUUCGGUCGCCGACGGUGCGAACGCAACGACGGCGCAGACCUUUCGUGACAACAUGCUCGGACAAAACCAACCCAACAUGAGCUGCUCGUGGCUGCUGCAGCCGACGCGAUUUGACCCAACAUCGGGCACUCGCGUGCUCUUUGACUCGAUUUGGAUAUCGUUUAGCGCGUUUCAGCUCCGUUACGACGGCGCAUCGGCCAACGCGACGGUCGUGGCCAGGUUCUCGGGUGGGCACCCGCCACCCUCCGGGUACUUUCUCCAAAACGGUCAAGGCGUCCUGUUCCUCACUUAUGCCUCCCUCGAUGGCCCCGCCGCCGCCGGGUUCGCCGUAUCGUGGCAAGCUGCCUACUGCCCAAAUGCGUGCUCGGGUAGUCACGGUCGUUGCCUCAACGGCGAGUGCGUCUGCGUUCACGGCUGGUCGGGGCCGGCGUGCGACAUCCCCCAAGGGUGGCUCUACCCUGACUGCGGCGCGCUUCCGUCGGCAGUCAUGACGUGCAAGCACAGCCCGAGUCUCGAUAGCUCAGCGUUCGACCCGCUCCAAGGCCGUGUCUACAACGGCGACUGCGUCUACUGCCCCCUCCCUCCUGUCGUUCCCCAACAAACGCCACAACCCGAUCUCAACUGGAACGUCACGGACGGUUCGAUCGUCCAGUCGUGUCCGCUUGUACAUCAGUGCGGUCAAGGCUCGCAGUGCGAUGCGUACGGUGCUUGUGUGCGCGUUGGCAGUGCCUCGAGUGACGUCAUCAUGACCAAGCAGUGCCUCUCGUCCAGCGACUGUCCAGCGUCGACAGUUUGUGGAGCGAACCAGAGAUGCCGAGCGCCCGACGACUUUGCCCUUUUGUUUUCGGAUGCGUCGCUGGUCGCAAAGUGCAAUGCCCUCCUCGGCCUGAACUCGACGUCCGGCCUUACGAUUGAAAUGACACUUCGGAUCGCGGUCCGCAACGCGACCGACGUUCUCUUGAGCUACCCGGGGCUCUCGGUGGCGCAGUCGUCGGCACUCACGUUUACGAUUGGCACCUCGGUGUGGCCAACAACAAUCAGUGUUGAUGACGGACGCUGGUACUCGGUCGCAUGGACAUGGAAUGCGGCCUCGGGCGCCACAACACUCUACGCCUACAAUGCCACGACCAAUACUACCGCCGUCGUGGCGUCGAGCACUGUAUCAACCAUCGGUGUUUCGCUUGUGCCAGCGCUGCCGCUCGACAUCGGUGGUUUUACCGGCGCGCUGGCGUUCCUACGGCUUUGGAACACGGUGCAGGGACCAUCAACGCUGUUUCAGUCGUCCAGAAUGACGACGAGCCAUCUCGUUGCCGAAUAUAGAUUCCUCGAUGGCAGCGCCCGGGAUCUCUCAUUGCAUCGAAAUGAUCUGAGCCUUGCGGCAGCCGGCAGCAAUACGUUAUCUCCGUCCACCACCCAUAGCUUUGGCUUCAACGUCAGCACAUCUGAAGUCAACCCGUGCUUGGCGUCCCCCGUGGACCUCACAGCCGACACGUUUGCUGUCAACAAUGUGCUUUACGUCAGCGGAAUCGUCAACGUUAGUACGUGGCAUCUGGGGUUUUACAACCAGGCGGGGGCACCCACGCUCGAGGUAUCGCCCGCAGACGCCUCCACUGUCGACGUUGCGGUCGACAGCGUCGUUACCACGAGUGUUAUUGUCGCCGAUGCCCUUAGCGCCACCAAAGCGCUCAGUGUGCGGUUCCAACGCACCGGCGUCUCGUCCGUGGUCGUCUGCUUCUUUGAUGUCACGUGCGUCACCGUAACAACGUCGGGUGUCGUGACGUCGUUUGAGAGCUCCCUGCCACACGCGAUACAGAUCUGCAUCACUCGCGCUGCGAGUCUUGCCGCGCUCGCACCGAUCGUGUCGGUGCCUACUUCGACGAUCAACGGCAGCCAAUGCAGCUUUCCAAUGACUUAUACGCAGCGCAACUGCGGCCGCUUUCGGAACUACAUGGCAUCCAAUGGCUAUGGCGACACCAUGUGUCAACAAAACACGCAGACUUAUGCAAAUUCGCAGCUGGAGAUGGCUGUACAACCGUGUCAGUGCACCGACAUGCCGCCGUGGCUCGUCUCGUCGGCUGUGAAAUCCAUCGACUCGGCGACCGGGCUAGCCACAAUGCUCAUCACGUACACGUACAUCAAAACCAAGGUCGUUGCCGACGCCACCACGGUCCCGUGUGGCAACAAUUGCUACAUCUACGAGCCGGUGGCGGGUCAUUGGCGGCGUCGCCUUGCGGCUGCUUCCUCCGUAUCGUCGUCAUCCGGCAGCUCGUCCUCCUCGGCUUCGGGUAGUAGCGCGUCGGGGCUCGGUCCUCCCAACGGUCCUCCCAACGGCCCACCGACAGCGUCCCUACCGGCGUUUGCACACGGCACGGACGCCAAGCGGUACCAAGCCACGCGUCUCUUCACCAUCAAGCGGUACCAAGCUACGCGUCUCUUCACCAUCGACCGCCACGGCUGCAACGUGGUCUCCGCGUCGGCGCCAGGGGUCUCGGCUCCAGCGCAGUGCGUUGUCACGGGUCCCGACGCCAGUGCCGUCCAAGACACCAUCUCAGCCUUCUCAUGCCAGACGACGGGGGCGUCGACGGCAGAUCCUGCGACGGCGCAGCCGUGGUGCCUCGUCAACGGAGCCCCCGAGGUGUGCUUGAGCAGCGCCGAUUCGUGUGGUCUCUUCAAGGGCAAUGUCACGUUAACGAACGCGUCGGGCACGAUUCGAGACGGCUACACAACAUCCAUCACGGCCGGCGUCCGUCUCUGCCGGUUUACGAUUGCACCGGCGAUUGCGCCCGUCUUGGCACCGUACACGCUUCUCGUCCUCACGCUCCAGCAGCUGCAACUCUCGCCGAACGAUCACUUUUCCGUUCAGGGCAGACUCACCGAGACAAGUCUACCGAGCCGAUUGGCAGCCAUUGACUUGCCAUCCCUCGUGCUCAACACGACAACCGUUCUCAUUCAGUACACGGGCGCCGGCGAUAAAUCAGGGACGUCCUUUGACGGGUUCGUGCUUGAGUACAGUACAGCGCUGGCGUUCCCUGAAGUGGGCACUCGUCAUUUCUGUCAAGACGCUGCGACGACACUGCCUCUGGACCCGACAACCAAUGCGGUCGUAUUUCCAACGUACAACUUGACCUACAGUCGGCUUGCACCGGCGCGCACCUCGUGCCUCUACACAUUCACGUCCAGCGCAGUGUCGAUUUCAUCGCUCUGGUUACGGUUUCUCGACCUCAAUCUGACGUCCGUCGGCGACCGUAUCGAGCUCUACGACGGCAACACCACGUCACCGACAAGCCUUAUCGCCAACAUCACGGCGUCAUCCUACUCGGUUCACAACUAUGCCAUCAAAAUGAACGGCGGAAGCGACUACAUUGCGUCGACCGAUCCACUUCCUACCCUGCCGACAACCGUCGUUUUCUGGUUGAACGUCCCGUCGUCGACCAAAGCCGACUGCUCCGUCGCCGCCAACUGCGUCAAUGUCAAGCCUAAGAAAAUGAAGAUCCUCGGCACCGACAAGGGAAUGCAUGCGUAUGUGACGGUGCAGCUCGCGCCCGACACGGGGUAUCUCUCGCUCGUCGUCAGCGACGCCGAGUUCACCCUCACGACAAGUGUCCUUCAUGAUACGUGGCUUCACGUGGCGCUUGUCUACCAAGCGACGGAAAACGAUGUCUUUGCUUAUAUCGACGGCCAGCGCCAAAGUGUGACUCGAGCCGGCAGUGUCAACACGUCGCUACUCGCGGUGCCCGCACAAUUGUUUGUCGGCGGACAUGCCACGCUGCCUGAUGCCACACAUAUUUCGUUUGCUGGGCAACUCCAGCAACUGCGCCUCUACGACGAGGCCAAGUCGGCCGUCGAGAUCGCUCAGAUGCAAACGGCAGCCUGCGAUACGGCAGACGCCUCACUUCUGCUUUGCUACGAGUGGAGCGUGUACAACGCGACCAGAGUGCUGGACAGUAGCCGCUACGGCAUCCACGGCGCCUUACGAGGCCCAAGCUGCACCGAGAAGUUGUCGCCCUGCGACGCCGAGGCGCUACUGCCCGGUCGGCAAGGCACCCUUGAAUUUCCACCCGAUGCGUACAUGCUGCGCACCAACUUUGUACCACCGGAACCACCGAUCGGGUACCCGCCGGUGCAAUGUCUCUGGCAACUGCAAAAGUCAAAUGCGCUCAUCGUCCUCCAGUUCGAGGACCUCUCGGACCUCGAAGCGACCGAUACAGUGGCCAUUUAUGACGGCGCCGCCACCGACCAUGUCUACCACGACGCUAGUACCACCGUCGGGCUCUCGGCAGCGACCGCGAUCGACCGAGCACUCUUUUUCCAGCGCACGUACGGCGUCGCGUACUCGGUGCCGAUCUUUCAGUCGUCGGCGACAGCAACGUCGGCGACGGUGGCGCUCGCGCGAGCCAACUCGCCUCUCUACGACGUGGUGACCUACCGCCGUGGGCUUGCCUGCGCCGACGCCACAAGCGUCGGGCUCACUGCCGCGCUCGCCAAGUCGCUCAUCGAAGCCUACUGGUGGACGACGUCCGAUGAUGCGUAUACGACUGACGCGUCCGUCGUGCAGCUCUACUUUAACGACUAUGACGCGGACACGGCCAACGUCACGGCCGAGUUUGUGACCUACGACGUGGACUGGACGACAGUGGUGUGGGCACCGUAUCCGUCGGUGUUUCAUUUUUCCCGCCGGACUCAGCCAUACUUUGUGUGUCGAGAUGGCGCCGACGUCGGUCUGAACACGACGCUCCUCUCGUCGGCGUGGCCCAGUCGUCUGACCAAGCCCGACUUGCUCACGGGCAUUACGUAUGCUGCACUGGCAACGCCGGUCCUUUCGUAUACCGGGGCAUGGACCCUUGCCCCCAACAGCGUUCUCAGCGGACUCGUGCGCGUUGACUUUACGAGCGCAUUGGCUUCGAUCGAGGCCUCGAGUACGUUUACGCUCAUCAUCAAUGCAACGGUCGUGCUCUCGAGUGGUCCGCAAUAUCUCCUCUCGCAAGAAAACGGCAAGGCCGGGUCGCUCUUUCUUCAGAUCUCUGGUGUCACCAAGGGCAUGGGGCAGUGGAUUCUCGGUGCGUACGACACCAAUCACGCCGCUACCGUGAGUCCUGCGUCCUUCUCUGGUGACACGAUGCACCUCGCCGUCACGUUCCAUCACGGUGUCAUCGCCUACUACGUCAACGGGCUCCGUUACAGCACGCUCGACACCAGCGCUGCGUAUGAAAACUGCUUGAACCAGCAGUGGGAUCAAUACCUCCUCACUGGCAACUGGGUCGAAUGCAAUGUCUAUGGCAUCACGGGCUACAACGACGCGAGCCGCCUCGUUCUUGGCGGUCGUCUCGUCAAGGGCAGUCCCAGCCAGACGUGGCAAGGCACCAUUUACUCUGUCCAGCUCUAUGAUACCGUCUUGCCAGACGCGGUAAUUGCGGCGGCGUACGCCGGCAACAGUGUGCUGUCCGCAUUUGAGCCCGCGGACGCGGUCGUCAACACCGUCACGUCGCCGACGGCGGCAACGAUGAGCACGAUGGAAGUCCUCUCUGCGUCCGUCGGCGAGUACGCAGUGCGCUCGGUGGUCACACGUCAGUGGUCGCUCCGGCGUCUCGGGUGCGCGACACCGCCGACAACGAUCUUCAAUGCGACCGCCAUCACCCACGCACUCGACCUCGCGGCGCAAACCCAUCUUCUCGUAAACGCAUUUGAUGCGACGUCCAUGGUGGUCUCGUGGGUCGCGCCCAACGCGUCGUUCUUACAAGCGACGCUGGUGCGCAGUCGAACGUACAACUUUGGUCUCUCCGACACGAUGGUGCUUGGUCUCUUGUUGCGCUACAGCCAACAAGCCGAGGCCGUCGCCUACGUCAUCACAAACCUCUGGGUCAAUAGCGUCUCCAGCUCGGCCGCGACCGUCUCGUUUGAGAUGCGGGACGCGUCCAUGACCACCGUGGCAGCGACAUCCGACUUGGCGCGCGUCAACGGGACAUGGCGGCCACCGAGCAGCGUUCAGCGCCUCGUGCCACCUGUGUUUGCAUCGGUGCCGUUUCCGCGAUGUUCCAAUAGCAAUCAGAGCAUCAUCGUCUCGAGCGGUGUGCUCACGGACGGCCAAGCCACCGAAACGACUGCGGUGCUACCCGACACGCAGUGUCAGUGGAACCUGCAAGCACCCGCGAACGACCGCAUCACGAUCCAUUUCUCACUCCUCCACGUGAUCUGCGCCGAGGGGACACUGAGUCUUAUCGAGCCGGGACGGCCGCCGGUGGCCCUCUGUGGUCGCCACCCACCCUUCAGCACCACCGUCGGACCAAACGUGAUUCUGAGCUACCGGGUCGGUCCGCUGCCGCCGCAGCAGACAUCGUUGCAGUCGACGGGGUUUUACGCCACGUACACGUUUCGCAGUCACUCGGCGAGUCCAAACAAGACGGAUGCGCUGGUCGCCUAUGGUCCUUGGCAAGUUCAGGCGCUUGGACUGGGUAACGCGCAGUGCCAGCUCGACAGUAGCAAUGAAAGUGUCAACAAUCCGUGGCAAGUGGUCGAGUCGUCACUUACAACAUCGAUGAACACCAUGUGCUACAGCAGCGUCGCCAUGCCAGCUGACAACGCGUGGGUCGUCGACGCCUACAACGCGUCGAACCCUGGGUCCACCGAUUGCAGUGCGUGGACACCCAUGGCUAGCGUACCGUGGACAGCAACGAGCCUCACAACUGUCAACAGCACCGCGCACUACUCUAGUCCAGCGACAAAAGCGUCCCCACCUGCCCUUCGCGUGACGCCCGGUAUGAUCAACAGCUUGUACAAAGCUUCCGGUAGCCGUGCCCAGAUUGGAUUUGCUUCGGCACUCGGCGGGCGCGGGCGGUUCCGCAUCAACUACCUGAUGCCGCGGCAAUACUACGUCGCGCCCAGUAGCUACGCAUCGGGCGACGGCGCAAGCGGCCUCGGUACCCGCGAGUCGCCGUUCACAAGUUCCUUUGCCGACUUGUUUGAGAACGUUCUGAGCGACGGCGACAUGCUCACGCUCUUUCCCGGGCGGUAUGAAGGCGCCGGGUACUGUGACCUCACGUUUCCAACGAGCAUUUAUGUCACGUCACUGAGUGGCGCUGCCUGGACCCUUGUCGCGUGCCAAGGAAGCUCCCGCGGUUGGCUCCUCACCCACGCGAAAGGCCUGUCCGUGAUCCGCGGUCUCUCGUUUACGAGCUGCGCGACGACGGCGUCGCCGCUGCGGGGCGUGGCCUUGUUCAUUGGCGGGAACGCACUCAUUGAAAACUGUCGCUUCUAUGGCAACCAAUUCUCGGGGCAAGGCACGGUGGCGGUCGUUGCGCCCAGUGUCACGACCCUACGCGGGUGUACCUUUGACAGCAACGCUGCAACCGCCGGUGCUGCCGUGGCUGUGCUUUCGGCCACCGCCAUCCUCGACAACUGCACGAUUCAUGCCAACAAUGCCACCCUUAGUGGUGCCGUCUUUGUCUCAACGUACGCAACGUCGUCGGCAACGCUCUUCAAUCCAUCAACCGUCACCAUCUCGGCCUGUACUUUUACGCGCAACGUUGGCAGCAGCGUGCCUGAAACCGCGCUGACUGUCAACCAAGCCAGUGUCGCCACGAUCGUCAACAGCAUCUUCCGUAGCAACCUUGGUGGCGCGAUGGGCUUCGACGGUGCAUACGUCACAAUCAACAAUUCAGAGGUCACGGCCAACGCCGGCUCGGGCGUUCGCGCCAUCAAUACGCAACUAAAUGUCUCAAGAACCGUGUUUAUCAACAACACGGGCGCUGACAAGGGCGGUGGUCUCCGCGCCGAGACGUCGACCGUGCUCAGCGUCCUCAAUACGUUUGCCGGCAACGCUGCCGUCGUCGCUGGCGGCGGCGUCUAUCUUCUCAGCUCGGCGUUUGCGGACGCGAGGAGCGUCUAUGAAAGCAACACCGUGAGCCUAACUGCAUCGACAACCACCAGAGGUCUUGGUGGUGCGCUCUACGCGCUCAACUGCUUCGAUGCGACGCUGCAGCCGCUGCUUGUGAUUUCCAAUUGCACGUUUCGAGCGAAUCAAGCGUCGUUUGGUGGUGCUGGUGCGUCGUUCAAUUCUGUGUUUACCUCCUUUCCGAACCCUCUGUAG